CCCUUCCCGCGGGUGCUGCUGGGAAUUGGAGUCCCGGGCGGACGGAGGCAGCCGGCAGCGGCGCGGCCAUGCGGAGGGUGAGCAGCAGCGUGUGCAGCGAUGAGGUGCUGCUGGAGGAGCUGGAGACCGAGGGGGAAAGGCAGCUGAAAAGCCUCCUGCAGCAGCAGCUCGACACUUCCGCCUCCAUCGAGCGGUGUAAAUCGAAGCGGAGGUGCUUUGCUCCGGCGGCGUUCUACAGACCCUUCGGUGAGGCCGCGGCCGGGGCACUGAGCUUAUCCCAGUUCCGAGAGCUGCAGGAAAGCGACAAAGAGACCGCGGCGCUGCGGGAGUUGGGGCUGUCGGAGCCCGAGAUCGCGCUAUGGAAGAACCGCGCUGCGGAGAAGCGCUCCGGGCUGGGAGCGGCCCCCGAAGCCAUGCAGGAGCGCCUCAACGCCAUCCAGGAGAAGAUGGACGAACGGCAGCGCAUCCUGGAGCUGCCCCAGAGAUUUGCUGGCAGCAAGCAGCUGAGCCGGAGGGAGAUGGAGAUCGAGAAUGCUCUCUUCCAGGGAACGGACCGGCACUCCUUCCUGCGGGCGCUGUACCACCAAGAUGACACUCAAAGGAUAACGGAUGAGAAGGACCCCAUGGUUCACCUGGAGAGCGUUUACCAAGAGGUGCUGGGCAAGCAGCCGCCUGGACAGGACCAACCAUCCACAAGUGCUGCGUGCUCGCUGCCUGCCCCCGCCCCGCAGGGCUCUGGCACUGAGGAGUCACCACCUCCUGAGCAGGAAGAGCAGCCAGGCCAGGAAGAAAGCCCCAGCCCUCCUCCAGCAAAGCCCCACCAGUCCCCUCCAGGGCCUGUGACUAUAAAGGAGCCUGUAGAGUUCAUCCCGGAGGAGGAGAUCUGCAAGAACCGGCUCUCUGAGGAAGAACUCCGCAAUAUACCUCGGUUUGCUUCCUACCAUCCUGGGGAGCCCAAUAAGGUGCUGUAUGUGAAGAACUUGGGCCCUCGUGUGACAAUGAAGGACCUGGUGUCACUGUUUGCUCGGUUCCAGCAGGAGGACAGCAGGCCCAUCCAGUUCCGCCUGCUGAGCGGCCGCAUGCGGGGUCAGGCCUUCAUCACCUUCCCCGAUAUUCAGUCGGCCCAGGAUGCGAUGCUCUUGGUGAAUGGGUACAGACUGCAGGGGAAGCCAAUGGUGAUUGAGUUUGGGAAAAGCAAGGGGCCGUCGACAGAGGCUCAGGCUGCUGCUCCCUCCUCUGCUGGAGCAGAGCCCACUGCCACGUAAGGGCUGGAGGACCUUGGGGACUUGACAGGCCCUGGGACUGCCUUACUCAGGAC
Molecule: messenger RNA, 1318 nt
Organism: Lagopus muta (rock ptarmigan)
Lineage: Eukaryota; Metazoa; Chordata; Aves; Galliformes; Phasianidae
Gene: RBM41
Product: RNA binding motif protein 41
Exons: 7
Coding region: 69-1265 (398 amino acids)
Biological process (GO): mRNA splicing, via spliceosome
Cellular component (GO): U12-type spliceosomal complex
Molecular function (GO): pre-mRNA intronic binding; U12 snRNA binding
Source: RefSeq, a predicted model, not a curated record